Messenger RNA from Colias croceus (clouded yellow), 1503 nucleotides. RefSeq names its product collagen alpha-1(XI) chain-like. The record is from RefSeq and is a predicted model, not a curated record. Gene Ontology annotation, molecular function: extracellular matrix structural constituent. The coding region runs from base 23 to 1387 and encodes 454 amino acids. The transcript has 11 exons. NCBI's taxonomy places the organism in Eukaryota, Metazoa, Arthropoda, Insecta, Lepidoptera, Pieridae.
AGUUAGUUCAUAAGCGUCCAUCAUGUGGUCAAAUAAAAUUUGUGUUAUAAUAUUUAUUUGUUGUAUAAUAAAAGUGAAUACAAAUCCAGCAAACACUGAUGAAGAAUCGAGUGACUAUGAAAAGGAUGGAUCCAAAAUAAAUGCUGUUUCUAGUGGCGGGCGAAUAACAGGAAAAUUAGAUAAAUGUGCACUAAAAGUUGGUAUAAAAAGCCAGGCUGAUACAAAUUCAUUUGAAACAGAAGAAGUAAAUAAGCCGGAAAGAAUUAUGCAAGCAAUUAAGGGAGAUCCUGGAACGAAAGGAGAAAAAGGAGAUGUUGGUCUGACAGGAAUGCCAGGGAAUCUUGGUACUAAGGGAGAUACGGGAGAAAAAGGAAGUAAGGGUGAUAUGGGCAUUCCAGGAAACGUGACAAUAUUAGAAAUAAAGGGGGAGACUGGUGAAAAAGGAAAUAAGGGUGAUAAAGGAGAAGAAGGUAUAAAGGGAAAAGAUGGAGAGAAGGGGGUACCAGGAGAAAAAGGGAUAAAGGGUGAUACAGGAGCUGCUGGGACAAAAGGAGAUGUAGGCAGCAAGGGAGUAAAAGGAGAAAUAGGUGAAGGCCGUCAGGGAUCGGUUGGACCUAGAGGGGAUACCGGGAUGGCUGGAAAACCAGGAGUAAGGGGCGAGACGGGUCCUCAGGGGCCAAAGGGUGAUUCAGGGAAAGACGGUGGGAUGGGACUUAAGGGAGUUAAGGGUGAAAAAGGAGAAUCAGGAGUCUGCAAUAGAGAGAGUAUUACAGGGUCAGAGGCAGAAUCCAAAUUUCCUGGAACUAGUUUAAAUCCAGCUAAAACAUGCAUUGAUAUUGACUCACGAGAAAAUGGUAUUUAUACAAUAAAUCCUGCGAAUAAGUUUGAUAUCAAAUGCGAUUUCAACAAAAAUCGCGCGUGUCUCAUAAACGAUCCAAAGAGAAAGAGCGAAAAAUUUGAAUUUUUAGAUGAACCAUUUUUACUAAGCGCAGUUGGAUUUGAAGUAAAUACAUUCUAUGGUUUAACACUAUCCCAACUAGCAUACCUAAAUUCUUGGACUGUAGGUGGCUAUGAGAAGAUAAGAAUCUACUGUGAGGAUACCAUAGUAUAUUCAGAAGAAAGUCCAGAUAAAUCUAUACAGUUGCUACUAUGGAAUGAUAAUUUCAUAGGUCCAAACCCGUCUCCUCACACUCCAGUAUAUUAUAAAGUUACCAAAGAUUUGUGCAAGAAGGAAGAAAAAUAUACGGAAUUAGAAGUGUCAUCAGUGACGAGUACGCGCUUACCAAUUGUAGAUUUUUACAUCAGAGACAGGAUAAAAUUCGCUUCAAUAUCUCUAGAGCUGUUGGAACUUUGUUUUAACUUUGAACUACCAUCUGAAGAAAGCUAAUUGUUAAUACGUUGUGCGAAAUCGAAACAGGAUAUAAUUUUUAAGAAAUUGUAGAGUAUGUCUGUAUCUAAUGUUGCUUAAAUAUUAUAGUUGUAAAUUAAAAUAAGUUGUCCUUA